AUGAGAAGACAUACUACUCUCCUCCUGACCCAAAUGCAGGAUCCCCUCCCUCUGGAACUCCUCCAUCACAGGGAGGAUACACUCCCACUCCUUCAACUCCAUCACAUACCCCUCCUUCUUCUAACUGUGGAAGUCCCCCUUACGACCCAACUCCUCCAUCUCACACUCCUUCCACUCCCUCUCACACUCCAACUCCUUCUACUCCAUCUCACACUCCAACCCCUUCUACUCCAUCUCACACACCAACUCCAUCACACACCCCAACUCCAUCACACUCUAGUCCUCCUUGUCACUGUGGAACUCCACCAUCACACCCUUCAACACCUUCACGCCCUUCAAGGCCUUCACGCCCUUCAACGCCUUCACGCCCUUCAACGCCUUCAAAUCCUCCUUCUGGUGGAUAUUACUCAUCUCCACCACCAAGUACUCCUGUGGUUGAGACUCCACCAACACCCAUUGUCGACCCAGGCACACCCAGUACUGGAGGAACCCCUCCUUCUUCUGGUGGAUACUACUCUUCUCCUCCACCAACUACUCCAGUUGUUGAGACUCCACCAACACCUAUUGUUGACCCAGGCACACCCAGUACUGGAGGAACCCCUCCUUCAUCUGGUGGAUACUACUCAUCUCCUCCACCAAGCACUCCAGUCAUUGAGACUCCACCAACACCUAUUGUUGACCCAGGUACACCCAUUGGAGGAUCCCCACCAACUCCUUCUGGUGGAUAUUACUCAUCUCCUCCACCAAGUACUCCAGUCAUUGAAACUCCACCAACACCCAUUGUUGACCCAGGCACACCCAUCAUUGGAGGAACCCCACCAACUCCUUUUAUUAACCCUGGCACUCCUUUCCUCCCUGCUCCUUUUCCACCAAUCACUGGAACAUGCGAUUACUGGAGAAACCACCCUACUUUGA
Messenger RNA from Eruca vesicaria subsp. sativa (arugula), 915 nucleotides. Lineage: Eukaryota; Viridiplantae; Streptophyta; Magnoliopsida; Brassicales; Brassicaceae. The record is from the annotation of a GenBank genome assembly.